GGACGGAAGGCCGAGCAGGCUGGGCGCCUUCGAGAAAACUUGACUACUUCAUGCCAUGGCCACUCAGAUGCAGUGUGAUGCAAGCAUCAAUAUAUCAACAGAAGAUGAAAGCUUUGGUCCUCAACCCAUUUCACGGCUAGAGCAAUGUGGCAUAAAUGCAAAUGAUGUGAAGAAGUUAGAAGAAGCUGGAUUUCACACAGUAGAAGCUGUUGCCUAUGCACCAAAGAAGGAAUUGCUCAAUAUUAAAGGCAUCAGUGAAGCUAAAGCAGAUAAAAUUCUGGCAGAAGCAGCAAAAUUGGUUCCAAUGGGUUUUACUACAGCAACAGAGUUUCAUCAACGGAGAUCAGAGAUCAUUCAGAUCACCACUGGAUCCAAAGAACUUGAUAAGCUCCUUCAAGGUGGAAUAGAAACUGGAUCUAUAACAGAGAUGUUUGGAGAAUUCCGCACAGGAAAGACUCAGUUGUGUCAUACGUUGGCAGUAACCUGUCAACUCCCUAUUGAUCGAGGUGGUGGUGAAGGGAAGUCUAUGUACAUUGACACAGAGGGCACUUUCCGUCCAGAACGUUUGCUUGCUGUGGCUGAGAGGUAUGGCUUAUCUGGUAGUGACGUGCUUGAUAAUGUGGCAUACGCUCGAGGAUUUAACACAGACCAUCAGACUCAGCUCCUUUACCAAGCAUCUGCUAUGAUGACUGAAUCAAGAUAUGCUUUGCUGAUAGUAGACAGUGCCACUGCCCUCUACAGGACAGAUUACUCUGGCCGGGGUGAACUGUCAGCCAGGCAGAUGCAUUUGGCUAGAUUUCUACGCAUGUUGCUUCGACUUGCAGAUGAGUUUGGUGUGGCUGUAGUGAUCACGAACCAGGUGGUAGCACAAGUAGAUGGAGCUGCAAUGUUUGCUGCAGAUCCCAAGAAACCUAUUGGGGGAAAUAUUAUUGCCCAUGCUUCAACAACCAGGCUGUAUUUGAGAAAAGGUCGAGGUGAAACUAGGAUAUGCAAAAUCUAUGAUUCACCUUGCCUCCCUGAAGCAGAAGCCAUGUUUGCUAUUAAUGCUGAUGGAGUAGGAGAUGCUAAAGACUGAAGAAUCCCAUCUGUUAAAUUUACAACAUGAGACUAGCCAGAAGAGGCUAUCCUUUUCAUAUGAUCCUCUUCCUUAUGUCUGCCCUACUAAAGCUUCUGUGACUGCCAGAGGAAGCUGUAAUAAGCUAAGCAAAACUUGAGGACUGUUUCUCCUGCUGACACAAAUCUCCUGACAUAUUUUACUGAGUUAGUUCUUCCAUUAUUUAAUGGAGUAUUGUGGUGACAACUCUGAGAAACAACCUUCGAAAAUGUAUGCAAAGCUGAUGGAUAUGUGUGAAACAUUAAACACUUCCUGAUUUUGUGAUUGAUGCCAAAAUAAAAUGGAACAAAUCUGUUCAGUAAAGGAGUUACAACACUAGUUGAUUAUCCUAAAAUUCAGACAGCUGCCAGUUCAGAUUAGAGGCUUUUUCUGUUGAAAUUGUAAGCAGAAAACAUUUCUAGGAACAGAAACUAGGAGUUGAAACUCAAUUUUUCUAAAUCUAUUUGCACAGCUGUAAAUCACAAUGUUUGCAUCAACCAGAAAGUCUAGGCAUUGUGCUGUGAUAAGCAAAAGCUGUAGACGUUUUUAUGACAGCAUUGUUCAGAUGUGUUCUGUAUAUUCUGCCUGUAAAUAUUUCUCAGACAAUUUGAUUUAAUUAAAGUUAAUCAUA
Elgaria multicarinata webbii is the source of this 1724-nucleotide messenger RNA. It is a transcript of the gene RAD51, whose product is annotated as RAD51 recombinase. Lineage: Eukaryota; Metazoa; Chordata; Lepidosauria; Squamata; Anguidae. Gene Ontology annotation, cellular component: condensed nuclear chromosome. The record is from RefSeq and is a predicted model, not a curated record. Gene Ontology annotation, molecular function: DNA strand exchange activity; ATP-dependent DNA damage sensor activity; ATP hydrolysis activity. Bases 56 to 1075 code for a protein of 339 amino acids. The transcript is spliced from 10 exons. Gene Ontology annotation, biological process: mitotic recombination-dependent replication fork processing; reciprocal meiotic recombination; mitotic recombination.